Lachancea meyersii CBS 8951 is the source of this 1056-nucleotide messenger RNA. The record is from the annotation of a GenBank genome assembly. Lineage: Eukaryota; Fungi; Ascomycota; Saccharomycetes; Saccharomycetales; Saccharomycetaceae.
AUGUCUAAGGAAGAUAAGAGAAACAGAUUUUUGGGAGUUUUCCCCGCGCUUGUGGAUGAAUUGAAGUCGAUUUUGUCCGGUUACGGUAUGACCGAAGAUGCUUUGCAAUGGUACGAAAACUCGUUGAACUACAACACUCCAGGCGGCAAAUUGAACCGUGGUCUGUCUGUGGUGGACACGUAUGCGAUCUUGACGGGCAAGGGCUCAUAUGCGGAGCUUUCUGACGACGAAUACUUCAAGUUGGCUAUCCUUGGAUGGUGUAUUGAGCUAUUGCAGGCGUACUUUUUGGUGGCUGACGAUAUGAUGGACAAGUCUAUCACGAGACGUGGUCAACCAUGCUGGUACCGUGUGCCUGAGGUUGGCGAGGUGGCCAUCAACGAUGCGUUCAUGUUGGAAGGUGCGAUCUACUGUCUGCUGAAAAACCAUUUCCGCACGGAGUCGUACUACGUGGAUUUGCUGGAACUGUUCCACGAUGUGACUUUCCAGACCGAGCUGGGCCAAUUGCUGGACUUGAUCACCGCUCCUGAGGACCGCAUCGACCUUAACAAGUUCUCGCUGGAGCGUCACUCGUUCAUCGUGCGUUUCAAGACCGCGUACUAUUCGUUCUACUUGCCAGUGGCACUGGCCAUGUACGCAGCGGGCGUGAAAGACAAACGUGACCUGCAGCAAGCUCAGGACGUGCUGAUCCCACUGGGCGAGUACUUCCAGAUCCAGGACGACUACUUGGACUGUUUUGGCAAGCCUGAGGACAUCGGCAAGAUCGGCACCGACAUCCAGGACAACAAGUGCUCGUGGGUCGUCAACACCGCGCUCAAGCUGUGUUCUGCAGACCAGCGCAAGGUGCUAGACGACAACUACGGCAGGAAGAACGCCGAGAGCGAAGCCCGCUGCAAGCACGUGUUCUCCGAGUUGAAGAUCGACGAAUUGUACCACGAGUACGAGGAGAAGGUCGCCACCGAUCUCAAGGCGCUGAUCAAGGACACUGACGAGUCCCGUGGGUUCAAGGGCCAGGUUCUGACAGCGUUUUUGGAGAAGGUCUACAAGAGAAAGAAAUGA